Messenger RNA from Drosophila guanche, 6226 nucleotides. RefSeq names its product SCY1-like protein 2 (gene bma). The record is from RefSeq and is a predicted model, not a curated record. Lineage: Eukaryota; Metazoa; Arthropoda; Insecta; Diptera; Drosophilidae. Bases 846 to 3461 code for a protein of 871 amino acids. Gene Ontology annotation, biological process: protein phosphorylation. Gene Ontology annotation, molecular function: ATP binding; protein kinase activity. The transcript is spliced from 19 exons.
GGCAGACAUACAAGAAAACGGCAACAACGGCGGCCAGAAUUUUCUCUCGUUUGGAUAGUGUCGAGGAGGUGCAACGCGGUCGCAGUGGCAGCGCCAUCGGAAUAGCACCGGCUGGCGGUGCAGCGGCAGGAGUGGGACCAGGACCAGGAGCGAGCGUAGGAGUGGGUGCCGUAGUCGGAGUCGGAGUGGGUGGUGGUCCAGGUUCAGGUUCAGGUGCAGUGGCAGCGGCAGCGGUGGCAGCGGGUUCACCAGCCAGAGCUGGCCAGCAGCAGCAGCAGUUUGGAGGCGUGGGCGGAGGUGUGGCUGCUGUCGGUGCGGGUGUGGGAGUGGGUCCAGGAACGAUUGCGUCACGUCAGCGGAGCGCCAGCACGGUGCUCGACAUAAGCAAGGUCUCCUCCAUCGGAGGCCUGCCCUCACCGCAGGUGGGUCUGCUCAAGCGAGGCUCUCUCUAUCCCGGCGGUGGUGGUGGUAUUGGUGUCGUGAAUGGACUCGGACUCGGUGAUUCGACGGUGAUUUCAACGAAAUGCGACACAUUUAAUGGAGUGGGACUGGGCGUCGGCGCUGGAGUUGGAGUUGGAGUUGGUAUCGGUAGCGUGGGAGGGGUUGGUGGUCCAUCGGUCGCUGCCUCAGGCGUGGGAAUAGGAGCAGGAGCUGGACAACGCGGACGUCUAUCAUCUCUAUCAUCGUCAUCAUCACCCGCGAGUGUACCUGGUGCAACACUCGGGGAUCCAUCAGUGGCAGGAGGUGGGGCCGGAUCAGCCCCAACCAUCGGCAGUCCGCCUGUUCAGCCGGGCCCCAAGCGGCAGGGCAGCUUCUCGAAUGUAUUCUCGAAGCUAAUCGAUGGUAUGCCCGCCGGCACAAUGUUUGCCAAAUUCAAGAGCACCAAUGUGGCAGCAGCCACCACGUCGCAGAGCGUCGCCGAGGGCAAUCCCAUUACGCAGUACUUUGAGAUUGGCAAACCGGUGGCCUGUGCCGGACCAGAGCUCGCCUGGCGCAUACACGAUGCAUACCGCAAAAGUGACAACAAGGAAUGUUCGGUGUUUAUUUUCGAGAAAAAGGUCGCGGAGAAGCUUCACAAGCCGCGUCGCAAGGAGACCAUAACGGAGCUGCUCAAGAGCUCGGUGAAGACACUGGAACGCUUUCGUCAUCCCAGAAUACUUCAGAUCUAUCACACAGUCGAGGAGAGUGCGGACACGCUGGCCUUUGCCUCGGAGCCCAUCUUUGCCAGCCUCUCCAAUGUGCUGGCUUUUCAUGAGUCGAAGACCUAUGACAAUGCGAAUGUGCCCGCUGCUGGUGCUGGAGCUGGAGCGGCUGCCGGAGCGAGCCCGGCCCAGACACAGGGCACGGCGGGCGUCCAACCGCAGCGGCCCGCUCAUGCAAAGGAAUACAGCUUCUUGGACAUGGAACUCAAGUACGGCUUUCUACAGCUGACGGAGGCCCUGGCAUAUCUUCACUAUUCCGGUCACGUAAUUCAUCGAAAUGUGUGUCCAUCCUCUGUACUAAUAACCAAACGCGGUAUAUGGAAGCUGGCCGGCAUGGAAUAUGUGGAAAGAAUGAAUGAGACUGAUUUGAAUAGCUCAAUUCCGUGUCCGCCGUGGAGCAACAGGGUGUCAAAGAUGGCCCAGCCGAAUCUGGACUUUAUGGCACCCGAAACACAGUCAACGUCCAAGUGCAGUCUGCUCAGCGAUAUGUUCUCAUUGGGUAUGGUGAUCUGUGCUGUCUUCAACAAUGGCAGGCCCCUGAUACAGGCCGGCAACUCCACCUCUAACUAUGCCAAGCAAAUGGAAACGUUGGAUGAUAUGGUCCACAAGUUGAUGCCUCGUCUGCCCAUUGCCCUGCAGGAGGCCACUUCGCGCAUGGCCAGUCGGGAUGCAACGGCACGGCCCACCGCUCAGCUUCUGCAGUUGAUCAAGUACUUCAUUGAUCCGGCUAUAAAUGCUCUCAAAUUCCUGGACGUGGUCAACAUGAAGGACACGCAGCAGAAGUCCCAGUUCUACAAGACCACCUUGAUAGAGGCCAUGCCGGUGAUACCACGUAAACUUUGGUGGCAGACCAUUUGGCCAAUGCUCAAGUCGGAGAUCAACAAUAACGAGGUACUGGCCGCGGUCCUGCAGCCCGUCAUGCUCUUUGUCCAGGAAGCCACUCACUUCGAGUACGAUGCUUUAAUGUCAGCCACAAUGAAAAUCGUCUACAAUACACCGAAAUCCAUUCAGGCAAGCGUUACGAUACUCGAGAAUUUGCAUUUGAUUAUUGAGAAGACAAAGCCGGAGGAUGUCACCACAGAUAUAAUGCCGAUGCUAUUCUGUUCCUUUGAUGGAUCCACGAUACAAGUGCAGAGUGCCGCCGUUGUGGCUGUGGCCAAUGUGUUUGACAGCAUCGAUGAGCUAUCCAUACGCCGCAUGGUCCUGCCCAAGGUCAAAUUGGUAUUCGAGAAGAACAUCACCGAUCCGAAGAUAGUGCAAAAUGUGCUCAUGUGCAUUGAGCGUGUAAUGGACCGCAUGGAGCGCGCACAGGUCAUGGAGGAGGUGCUGCCGCUGCUGGCCAAUAUUCGCAUACCCGAUCCCGAUAUUAUCAUGCGUACUGUGCGUAUCUAUCAUAAGCUGUUUGUGGACAAAUCAUACGGCCUGAGCGUGGAGACCAUGGCCACCAAUGUGCUGCCGCUGCUCAUACCACACACCGUGAAUCCGGCACUCAAUUUCGAACACUAUUGCUAUCUGCUUGAAGUGCUGCAACAGAUGCUGGAGGCCAUCGAUCGACAGCAGCGGAACAAAUUGAAGCUGGACAACCUGUCGAUGGCCUCGCCGGAGCGACACCGGACACUGCGCCAUCAAUUCUCGACGGACAACAUGAAUGCGCCGCCCUUCAACAUACCAAACCUGCGCAUAGAUCAGCGCAAGACCUCCAGCGCCGAGGACAUGGCCCGCAAGAACUCUGGCGGGUCUGGCAUGCUGGGUGGCUGGUGGUUCGGCUGCUCGCCAUCGUCGCCGGAUAGCAAUUUCCUUCGCGUUGGGAACGUGUUCCCCAAUCGACGGCUCUCGGACAACACGCUGAUGACACCCAAGAUCCGCAUUGCGCCCUCGUGCGCCUCAUCACCGGGCGGCACGCCGGGCAGCGGCCUGCCGACGCGCCGCCACUCGAGCAUUGGGCCACAGGAGCGACGGGGCUCCGCCAUCAAUUUGUCACCGCCAACUUACGGUGGUGCCCGCGGUAGCUCUGGAUCGAGCCUAUCGGUGCCCUCGACUUCGGUAUAUGUUAAAUCUCCUUUAUUGUACUCCCAAAAACAGGGUGGCUCCAUGCCGAACACCUCGAGCAGUGUUCCGUUCUUGUUGUCGUCGAGCAUGCAGUCGAUAAGGUCGCGCCGCCAGUCGACGGUGCUGUCAUCGGGACCACUCGGCUCUGGAUCGGGCAUACUGCAGCAGCUGGGAUCCGGCAUGUAUCAACUAUUCUCCGGACGUAACUAAAGAAACGAAAAACGAAAACAGAAACAGAUAAAUAAACCAUUCAAAAGAAACUAACUUUUCAAUGCAAUUUCGGUCCAGUAAUCAACUUAUAUUAGCUCGAAACCUAUAUGCAAUACAUUGUAAACGUAUACCAAGAGCCAGGCAAGCUCAAAAUAUAUGUAUUUCACUCGAAACUCUAAAUGUUAUUACUAGCCAAAACGCCAAUUUGAUGUGACCAAAGAGAGUGCAACAAUGCUCUCGUUAACUUAUAAUCGCAAAUACUCGUACCAAGAAUAUAUCUCCAAAGAAUACCAAUUUAAAACUAAUUUAUCCAAAUGAUGAAAAGUGUCAAACACAAUCAACACACCACACAACCACAAAUCAUAUCACACACUCAUGAGUACAUUAAUUCCAUAGCGAUUCCCACACACACAAUGCAAAAUGCAAUCAAUUCCUAGAAACUCGAACAAUACAUGGAUAUACAUAGACAUAUAUUUAUCAUACUUAUAUAUUACAUAUAUAUAUAUAUAUGUAUAUGACAUGCGAAAAUACUUAGCUUAGCCUUAGCCACUUCUCUUAAUGUGUCAUACAACAUACCUGAAACAUAUGAAUAUUUUUCGAAUUAUUUAGAGAACAUGAAUAUAACCAAGCCAAAUAAGUAAACAUUUAGCAUAAACAUCUCAGCGUCCGCCUCAGCCUCAGCCUCAGCAUCAACCACAUGGAACUUCGGACCACCGAUGAGAUGCGCUGCUUUCCAAACAAAAUCUCAGAAAAUGCAAUAUUAUUCAUAAGAAUUGCCAAGAAUUUUCUUCACAUUUCUUUAAUUCUUGUAUAUUUAGACUUGCUCUUUUGGAGGGCCGACAUCAGGUCAUAUCGCGUAUACAUAUAAAACCUCACAGAUAAUAAUAAAUACAACAAAUAUCCCUCUCAUAUUCGUAUAGAAAAUAUUUAAAAAAAAAUCGUGUACCUAAGAGUUGGUACCUAAAAACAAUCGGCACAAGCUAAAUCAAAAAAGUAUCCCAGAGCUUUACAGCAGAAGCAAUCAAAAUGAAUAUACUCGUACAUAAAUAAUCAUGUUAAAACGGAAAAGGAGAAAAGGAAGAGUUUAUUUAUAACCCAGAGUCAUGACCCUCUCAAUACGCUUUCAAAUAAUGAAUCUCUGUACAUCAAAUCAUGAAAUCCAUUUAAUACAAUACAAAAUACUUUACACCCAAAACUACUACUAAGGUGAAUACUACACGUUAUCCAAAAAAUAAAUGAAAGGAAUACAAAACAAAAACGAAAGGUCCACUCCGCCGCAGCCAUGAUACCUGAACAUAAACAAAGUUUUUGUGCGAAUCCCAAAAUCUAUAGUCAAUUUGUAUCGUUGGGCCAGGACAUUGAUGAAUCAGCAACUAUAUAGCGCACAUAUUUAUGGUAAAUGGUAAAUGGUAAACUCUUGAAUCUUUAUAGUAAUCAUACAUACAAAUGAAUACAUGCACUACAAUUAUCAUUGUUGUGGUAGCUUUAGCGGAACCGAGAUGGGGAAAACCAAAUAUGAAUUUAUAUAUGUAUGUAUACAAACCUGCAGAAGAAGCUAACAAUGACGAACUCUCAGAACACGCUAGAACUUACUUUAUAUCGUAAAAACUCUAUACCAUGCUCUGAAUGACACGAACGGUAACGGGACAAUCAAAAAUUCUACCGACACGACAUCUACAUAUGCGCUCUUUAUUUAUCAAAUAAAAUCAUUCUGUUGUGUUGUUGUUUGUCGUUAUGUUUGCCCGAUCUGCCACCUUUUAUUGGGGAUGCACCUUUAGUUUGAAUUCUCUGUUCCUUUUUGUUGAGUCUGAGUUUUGGUUCAUUGAUUUACACAUUCGAUCCACGGAUCUUAGACAAGGCAUAUCGAUAUGGUUUAUGGAUGGUUGACUCUAGGACUUAAUCAUACAUGUAUACAUAAAUUAGAUUAACUUAACUUAAAUUAAUUUAAACUAAACAAAACCAAAAAAUAAAGGGGAAAACCAAAAGCUCAAACUGGACUGAACUGAACACAUUUAAGAGUUUAUGUAUUAUUAUGUGUACAUUAUUGAAUAUUGAAUUGCAUUUGAUUGUGUGAACAUACAUACAUACCACACAUACAUACGUACAGACAUAAGUUUAAUGAGAAAAAAAAACACUAAUUGUGGUAACAAAUUAAAGGGUAUUACUAUAUUUGUAUUUGUAUUUGUCGUGUAUUAUGUAUGUAACUCUGAUUGUAUGUAUGAGAACCUCAUCCUCUUCGGCUAUUUGGAAAACCAAACUCUGUCUCUUGUGAUCUAUUGUGAUGCUAUGAGAGUCAAGCAGCACUCCAAUGUUUUUAUGCCUCUUAAAGUUUAAAACAAAGCAUAAGCAAAACCAAAACUAAAACUCUAUUCUAACUCUAGUCUACUUACAAAUUGGCAACAAAAUGAAUUAUGGAAAUUGAAAACAAUCAUGCACAAGAAAUGUGUGGCAAGACGGCAGAGGCCAUGCCAAGACCCCAGCUCUUUUUCAUAUACUCGUACUUACACCUACUUGAAGUAAUUGUGUACUAAAGAAAUUCUAGAUUUUAAAUGUGCUUCAACUGUUUAUAGUAAAGUACUUAAUUAUGGGUGUAAUUAACUAAUAUGUAUCUAUGCGUACUCGUACAAUGGUUAGGUAUACGCAUACACAUGUAUAAUCAUGUGGGUUAGUUGGAUUUAAUGUUGGAAUGGUGCAAAGAGUAUGUGUACGUGUAUAAAACUAACAAACAAUUGAAUUUAAAUGAUUAAUAAAUGUGUGGAAAUUAA